This is a messenger RNA of Moesziomyces antarcticus, 3000 nucleotides long. Its product is annotated as SPX-domain-containing protein. Gene Ontology annotation, molecular function: phosphate transmembrane transporter activity. Lineage: Eukaryota; Fungi; Basidiomycota; Ustilaginomycetes; Ustilaginales; Ustilaginaceae. The coding region runs from base 1 to 3000 and encodes 999 amino acids. Gene Ontology annotation, cellular component: membrane. Gene Ontology annotation, biological process: monoatomic anion transmembrane transport; polyphosphate metabolic process; phosphate ion transport. The transcript has a single exon. The record is from RefSeq and is a predicted model, not a curated record.
AUGGCGACCAAUCAGCCGUACAGCGCUUCCGGAUCUCGCACCCGUCGCUCAUCCCGCAACCUCGUCCCCAUCGCGCAAGACAGCCAGGAGCAUAUCCCGCUACAGCUACUACGUCCUUCCACCACCUCGCACGUACACCCUGCGCAUAGACUUUCACAGCUACACCAACGCAUACACCACCACCUCCAGCACAAUCCCACCAUGAAGUUCUCACACAGCAUCCAGUUCAACGCCGUCCCCGACUGGGCCGACAAGUACAUCGCCUACUCGAACCUCAAAAAGACCAUCUACCUCAUGGAGAAGGAGCUUCCCUCCGCUCCCAAUGCCGCCUACUCGGACGUCGAAAACGAAUCGUCCGGCCUGCUCCAGGAUGCGCAGAGCACAGAGACCGACCGCGCCUUCGUGCCGCUCCUCGACAAGGAACUCACCAAGAUCGUCGACUUCUACCUCGCAAAGGAGGCCGAGCUGCGCGCCGAUCUGCACAACCUCAACGACGACCUCGAGCGCGUAGAGAGCGAAGACUUUGACGACGACUCCGACUUUGCCAGGAGCGACGACGAGGACGACGACGAGGAUCUCAUCGACACCGUACGCACCGCCAAGGUCAGCGCAGAGCGUCGCUCCAGCAUCGACGACGUCUUUACGCAGCCGCGCAAGUACAACGAGGCUUCGCGUCAGCAGCAGCGCAUGCGCGAAGGCGCGCCCUCGCGCUCUCGCAAGGACAGCCGCGCCACCCUCGACGAAGCCUCCACCGCUGCUGCAGCACGCCCGCCCAACAACCGCAACCGCUCCAGCACCCUCCUCGACCACUCGGCCGACCUCUCCGAGCAGGGCGACACCUCGGGCUUUGCCAAGCGCACACGCAGCAGCUCCAAUGCCAGCCAGUCCGGCUCCAAGGCGCGCUGGGCCAGCAUCUUUGGCAAGAAGCCCGUGCGUCGUCGCUCGCUCGGCAUCGUGCUUGCCGGCGGCGGCGGCGGCGGCGCAGCAGACGAUCCGUCCAACAGCCACGAUCGCCUCGUCCCCGCCUCGAGCGACGCCGGCGACAGCAGCUUUGGCGGCGACGCCAAGAGCAUGUCCAUCUGGACCGCCGACAACGACUACGCCAUCGACAUGCGCAUCACCUUCAAGAAGCGCAUCACCGACCUCUUUGUCGCCAUGUCCGAGCUGCGCCAGUUCGUGCAGCUCAACGAGACGGGCAUGCGCAAGAUCCUCAAAAAGUACGACAAGAUCACCAAAUCCGACCUCAAGGAGCGCUACAUGAACGACAGCCUGCGCACCCAGCCGCCCUUCACCGCCGACGCCAAGCGCGGGCUCGACGAGUGCAUCGACACGCUCAUCCAGCUGUUCGCCAAGGUGGUGACGGCGGGUGAUGUGGGCGCGGCGGCGCAGCAGCUCAAGACGCAUCUGCGCGAGCAGGUGGUGUGGCAGCGCAACACGGUGUGGCGCGAGAUGAUCGGCAUCGAGCGGCGUGCGCAGGGUGCGGCGCUCGAAAGGACCGUCAUGGGUUCCGGCAAGCAGCACGACUUGGAGCCCAGCAAGCCCUUCCGCCUGCGCACGCCGUGCGGCAGCUUCACCGUGCCCGGCUGGUUGAGCAUGAGCACGCUCCACCUGCUCAUCGCCUUCACUGCGCUCGUGGCGCUGCUCAAAGCACCGGGUCUGCGCUUCUUCAACCGCGUCGAGGAGCAAAACUGUCUGGCGAUGCUCGUCUUCUGCACCAUCCUGUGGGCGACCGAGGUGAUCCCGCUGUUCGUCACGUCGCUUAUGGUGCCGCUGCUUGUAGUCACGCUGCGCGUCGCACGCACCGACGACGUCAAGGACCGCCGCAUGACGGCGCCCGAGACUACAAAGUGGAUCUUCUCGCAGAUGUUUGCGCCCAACAUGUGCCUGCUGCUCGGCGGAUUCACGCUUGCGGCGGCGCUGUCCAAGUAUGGUAUCGACAAGAUUCUGGCGACCAAGAUCCUGCGGUUGGCGGGGACGAGGCCGAGCGUGGUGCUGCUGGCGCACAUGGGCGUGGCGUGCUUUGCGUCCAUGUGGAUCAGCAACGUCGCUGCGCCCGUGCUCAUGUAUUCGCUCAUCCAGCCCAUCCUGCGUACGCUGCCGAGCAAGUCGCCGUACGCCUCGAGCCUCAUCAUGGGCAUCGCGCUGGCGUCGAACAUCGGCGGACAGACCUCGCCCAUCGCUUCGCCCCAGAACCUCAUUGCGCUGCAGUACAUGAAGCAACCCGUCGGAUGGCUGCAGUGGUUCGCGGUUACCAUCCCCGUCUCAGGACUAUCGCUGGUGGUCAUCUGGCUGAUUUUGCUCUGGAGCUAUGGCGCGGGCAGGGGGACCGUGAUCAAGAAGCUCGGCGAGAGCAGAGACUCUUUCACCAAGAUCCAGUGGUUCAUCUCGGCCGUCGCCGUGUCGACGAUCGUGCUGUGGUGUGUGGAGAAGAACUUCGAGUGGAUCGUCGGCGACAUGGGCAUUAUUGCGAUUGUUCCCAUGGUGCUCUUCUUUGGCACGGGCAUCCUCACCAAGGAGGACUUCAACACGUUCCUCUGGACCGUCGUCUUCCUGGCGAUGGGCGGUAUUGCGCUGGGUAAGGCUGUGACGUCGUCAGGAUUGCUCGAAUCGCUUGAUGACUUGAUUCAGGAGAUCGUCAAGGAGCUUCCGUUGUGGCAGAUCAUUGUCGCCCUGCUUGGGAUCGGUCUGGUCGUGGCGACGUUUAUCAGCCACACCAUCGCUGCGGUCUUGCUUGUGCCUAUUGCGGCCCAGGUCGGCGAGAGCCUCGACACCCCGCAUCCACGACUGCUCAUUAUGGCUACGACGCUCGUGGCGUCGGCAGCCAUGGGGUUGCCCGUCAGUGGGUAUCCCAACCAAAUCGCCGUGUCCAUGGAGGACGAUCUCGGAGACCGCUACGUCUCCGUCAAGGACUUCCUCAAGGUCGGCGUACUGGCGUCCGUCGUCGCCACGCUCAUCGUAGGCACCAUCGGCGUCGUCAUCAUGUACGCCCUCCAAUUCUAG